Messenger RNA from Hyalella azteca, 641 nucleotides. Its product is annotated as major facilitator superfamily domain-containing protein 6. Bases 166 to 570 code for a protein of 134 amino acids. Lineage: Eukaryota; Metazoa; Arthropoda; Malacostraca; Amphipoda; Hyalellidae. Gene Ontology annotation, cellular component: membrane. The record is from RefSeq and is a predicted model, not a curated record. The transcript is spliced from 3 exons.
GGUCUGUAGUUGGGCUACUGCGAGGCGUUCGUGUACCGCUACCUGCAUGACUUGGGGGCGUCGGGGGCCCUGCUGGGGGCGACGGUGACCGUGGGAGGCAGCAUUGAGGCCCUCCUCUUGUUCUGCCUCUCUGGCCUCAUUUCGUGCCUCGGAGAAUCUGUCCUCAUGGUUGCUGGCUUCUUCUGCUUCAGCGCCAAGUUUUUGGGUCUGUACCUCCUCCAGUCUCCGGUCUACGCGCUGGUCCUUGAGACCCUCGACUCUGUGGCCACAGGCCUCUUCAUGGCCGUGGCCUCGAUGCGCCUCACUGCACUCGUCCCUUGUGAGGCCCUCGCCUCCAUGAGGGGCCUGCUUGGCACCGUUUACAUGGGCCUCGGCAAGCUGAGCGGCGCGGGCGUGGGCACCGCCGUGGUGCAGACGUACGGCACCCGAGCGUCGUGGGCCAUCAUGGCGGCCGCGGCGCUCACGGCGGGCACGUUAGUGGCCGUCGUCUCCUGCGUCGUCAGGAGACCUCACAGAGACGAUGCGGUGCACGCAUCGGACAACAGCCUUCGUGGUGUGUGUGUUCAAUGAAUUAUCACAGCGGAAAUUUCACUAUCUAGAAGCGAUUUUAAAUCUACCGUCCGUUGAAAAGAUUUGAUCAA